AAGACACAACAAGAAGAGAAAAGGAAGAAGAGAUAGUCAUUUAGAAGCCCAGCCACCAACCCAGAAAGUCCCCACCACGCGUUCACCGUGUCUCCACUCCCACAAAUAAACACACUUUUUCUUCGCAGCUUUUUAGCUUCUCUCUCUAAAUUUGCCUCAUCUACUCCACCAAAACAAAAAAAAAGAAAAAAAAAACUCUGUCUUAAAGGCGUUUACUUGGCAACUUCAACUCCUGAUUUCAGACAAUAUUAAGAGUUAAACUGUUUGUAUUUUGGUUAAAAAGACAUGGGAAACUGUUUAGAUUCUUCAGCUUCUAAAGUAGAUAUAACUCACAGCUCACAUACUCCUUCUGGAGCCUCAAGACUUUCCAGCAGAACUAGCCUGCCUUCCACUCUAUCUAUCCCGUCUUAUGGCAGCUCUGAGUGUCUGCCUACACCAAGGUCCGAAGGUGAAAUAUUGUCGUCCCCUAAUUUAAAGCCAUUCUCUUUCAAUGAUCUCAGGAAUGCCACCCGAAACUUUCGCCCCGACAGUUUGCUGGGCGAAGGGGGCUUCGGGUAUGUUUUCAAAGGCUGGAUCGAUGAGCACACGUUCGCGGCUGCAAGGCCCGGAUCAGGGAUGGUUGUCGCAGUCAAGAAGCUCAAACCUGAAGGUUUCCAGGGCCACAAGGAGUGGUUGACAGAAGUUCAUUAUCUUGGCCAACUUCAUCAUCGGAAUUUGGUCAAACUCAUCGGGUAUUGCUUGGAGGGUGAGAACCGGCUAUUGGUCUAUGAGUUCAUGCCGAAAGGCAGCUUAGAGAAUCAUCUGUUUAGAAGAGGACCUCAGCCGCUAUCAUGGGCAGUGAGAAUAAAAGUGGCCAUAGGUGCUGCCAGAGGACUCUCUUUCCUUCAUGAUGCAAAAUCCCAAGUCAUAUACCGUGAUUUUAAGGCUUCUAAUAUUCUUCUGGAUGCGGAAUUCAAUUCCAAACUGUCUGAUUUUGGUUUGGCCAAGGCAGGUCCCACCGGAGAUAGAACUCAUGUAUCUACUCAAGUCAUGGGUACUCAUGGCUAUGCAGCACCUGAAUACGUUGCUACAGGUCGGCUGACAGCAAAAAGCGAUGUAUACAGCUUUGGAGUUGUGUUGCUUGAACUACUGUCAGGGAGACGUGCUGUUGAUAAAACCAAGGUCGGUGUGGAACAGAAUCUGGUGGACUGGGCAAAACCCUACCUGGGCGACAAAAGAAAAUUAUUUAGAAUAAUGGACACCAAAUUAGGGGGGCAAUAUCCUCAGAAAGGAGCACAUAUGGCUGCCAAUCUUGCCUUACAAUGUCUUAGUUCCGAAGCUAAAGUUAGGCCUCGGAUGGCAGAGGUGUUGGCAACGCUGGAGCAAAUUGAUUCCCCCAAAACGGCAGGCAGAUUAUCCUACUCAGAGCAUCACCCAAUUCAGAUACCUGUCCGUAGUUCCCCGAUGAGACCACAACAUUCUCCUCUUAAUCUAACGCCUACUGCAUCCCCACGCCCAUCCCAUCGCCAAUCUCCACGAGUGCGCUAAGUAGCUGUAAUAUCAAAUUUGAUUGCAAAUUUUUGAUUCCCACGAAUAUCGAUUAUCAUUACCUGUAUUCUGAAAAUAUGCAGCAUUAGUCUGGGGGUCGUCUACCUCUAGUCAUUUGUAAUUAUAAUAUGGUUUAACCUAGUGUUUUGUUCUAACACAA
Mercurialis annua (annual mercury) is the source of this 1687-nucleotide messenger RNA. Its product is annotated as probable serine/threonine-protein kinase PBL3. The transcript has 6 exons. Gene Ontology annotation, molecular function: protein kinase activity; ATP binding. Lineage: Eukaryota; Viridiplantae; Streptophyta; Magnoliopsida; Malpighiales; Euphorbiaceae. The record is from RefSeq and is a predicted model, not a curated record. Bases 286 to 1527 code for a protein of 413 amino acids. Gene Ontology annotation, biological process: protein phosphorylation.